This is a messenger RNA of Populus euphratica (Euphrates poplar), 803 nucleotides long. RefSeq names its product carbon catabolite repressor protein 4 homolog 4-like. The transcript has 3 exons. The record is from RefSeq and is a predicted model, not a curated record. The annotation marks the transcript as partial. NCBI's taxonomy places the organism in Eukaryota, Viridiplantae, Streptophyta, Magnoliopsida, Malpighiales, Salicaceae. Gene Ontology annotation, molecular function: 3'-5'-RNA exonuclease activity.
GGAAUUAUGGCUGCUUUUAGACUCAAGGAUACUCUCCAUCAUGUUAUCGUGGCAAACACUCACAUUUACUGGGACCCAGAAUGGGCUGAUGUCAAGCUUGCUCAAGCUAAAUAUCUUCUAUCACGCGUAGCUCAAUUCAAGGAACUAGUUUCUGAAAAAUAUGAAUGCAUGCCUUCAGUAAUUCUUGCUGGCGACUUCAAUUCAAUCCCAGGGGAUAAGGUUUACGAGUACCUUGUAUCUGGCAAAUCUUCAUCAGCUUCACUAGCGGAAUGUUUGGAUGAGCUUCCUAUUCCGCUGUGCAGUGUCUAUGGUAGUACAAGGGGAGAACCACCGUUCACAAACUGCACGCCUGACUUCACCAAUACGCUCGAUUAUAUAUUCUUUGUCCCUGACGGCCAAAUAAAACCACUCAGUUUCCUUGAACUUCCUGAAGCAAACUCGCCUAAUGUUCUUGGUGGCUUACCAAACUAUUACCACCCAAGUGAUCAUCUACCGAUUGGUGCUGAGUUUGAAAUAACGAGGGAAUAAAGCAAGUCAGAUAUUGCAUUUUGUCAUCCCACCCUUCUCAUCUCUGCUCCCCACCCCAAAAACACGAAACUCCUUUGAGAUCUUCUUCUCUUUCUUUGAGAAUGUUAUAGAUUUACAUUUGCAUUUGCAUUUGCAUUAACAUUUUAUUUGUUUAGAGGCAACAAGGCUCAAAACAAACAAUUUUGUGGUUCUUUUGUGUAAUGAGCUUGGAAUUGUUGGGGACCAAGCAUUUAGACAGAGCGGAAAAGGUUAUUAACUACGGUCUGAAUUUUUAA